AUGUCUGAUCCUGUUCCUACCGCAGAGUUGGAGAUUCCUGUUCACAAGCCUCAGCAAAAGCUAAAGCGGUCUCCUUGCGAAGCCCAUGAAGUAAACAACCUCUUUCAUGAAGAAAAGAGAUUACCUCGAGAUCCCUCACAAUGGAGGCCAUCAUUCCAUGUCACAGCACCCGCAGGGUGGUUGAAUGAUCCGUGUGGUCUGGGAUACGACCCAAAUACAGAGUUAUAUCAUUUAUGCUUCCAAUGGAACCCACACGCGAAUGACUGGGGCAAUAUCUCCUGGGGCCAUGCUACAUCCCCAGAUCUAGUGUCAUGGACGAUAUCCACCACUCCCAUCUUGACGCCCUCUGCUGAGUACGAUUGUCGGGGCGUGUUUACAGGAUGCCUACAGGCAACCGAUGUCUCCGGACACCAGGGCGCUCUCACGAUCCUAUACACCUCGGUGAGCCAUCUCCCCAUCCACCACACUCUACCAUAUACGUUCGGAAGCGAAUCUCUCAGUCUAGCUGUCUCGCAAGACGGAGGUAAAACCUGGGAACGCCAGGACUGCAACCCGGUCCUCACUGGUCCCCCUUCCCAUCUGAACGUGACGGCCUGGAGAGAUCCUUUCAUCACAACUUGGGCCGAGGGGCCUCUUUCCAAACACACACCCUCUACACUAUAUGGCUUCAUAUCAGGAGGAAUCGCCAAGAAAACCCCAACAGUCUUUGUCUAUACUGUCCAAGCAACAAACCUCGGCAAGUGGGAUUUUAUUGGCCCCUUGGUCGACGUUGGCCUCAACCUACAACCAUCUCGCUGGUCUGGCGACCACGGCGUGAACUGGGAAGUAGCUAACCUAGUAACCCUGACUAAUGAUACCGGCUCAUCUCGGGACUUCAUUAUCAUGGGAGCGGAAGGCUGCGUGCCGUUGGAUAGCUCGAAUCUGCACCAAGCCGGGAUCCAAGAAGCACGCUGGAAACGAGAAUCCCGAGCCCAGCUCUGGAUGUCUGUCAAAUCCAACGGAGAAAGAAAACAUAGUCCCACAGACAGUCCAUUGACCUCAUAUGCAUUCUCUGGUAUAUUCGAUCACGGCUGCUACUAUGCAGCCAACUCGUUCUACGACCCUCAAACCUCACAACAUAUCGUCUGUGGCUGGAUCACAGAGGAGGACUUGUCCGAUUCCAUGCGUCAUCGUCAAGGAUUCAGCGGCUUGAUUUCACUUCCUCGUAUGGUGGGGCUGAUGACUUUGAAGAAUGUCAAGAAGGCACGGAGCUCGGAGUUGGGUUCGAUUACUUCAAUCGAUGCAAUCCCCGAUGCACCUGGCACUGGCACUUUCACGAUUCAUACCAUGAAGAUCAGUCCAGACAGCCGACUCACGCGGCUGAGACAAAGUGCCCGGGAGAGCCACCUCGCUGGCGUUGCCCUGUCUACUUCACUUUCACAAAGUGCAAUGAUGUUGGAGACGUCCAAAUGGGAAAUCGAUGCCGAAUUUUCCGUGAGUAGAUCGUGUGCACGGGUUGGUAUCAAGAUUCUACACACCUCUGAUGGUCAAAACUGUACGAUUCUUUCCUGGGAUCCACGAAGUGAGACCUUUGAAAUCCAUCGACCUCUACUUGACAACGCCGAAGUAAAUCACGGCUAUGAAUCCGCUCCGCACACGCUGUUCACUCUCUUGAAUGCGCGUGGCGAAGAGGUUGAGGAGACGCUUCGAGUACACGCUUUCUUUGACUUGAGUGUGUUAGAAGUGUUCAUCAAUGACAGAACGGUAAUCUCUACGCGAAUUUACCACCCAGCAAAUCAUUGCUUCGGGUCAUUGUUCUUCGCAGAGUCUUGUGCCGAGGCGCAUAAUGAGCAGCCGACUGCGGUUCUCGUACGAGCUUCCAUAUGGGAUGGUCUUGGUGUACGA
This is a messenger RNA of Penicillium coprophilum, 1884 nucleotides long. RefSeq names its product glycoside hydrolase family 32 protein. Gene Ontology annotation, molecular function: sucrose alpha-glucosidase activity. The record is from RefSeq and is a predicted model, not a curated record. The transcript has 2 exons. Lineage: Eukaryota; Fungi; Ascomycota; Eurotiomycetes; Eurotiales; Aspergillaceae. The annotation marks the transcript as partial. Gene Ontology annotation, biological process: sucrose catabolic process.